CCCUGCUGUCUCUGGCUCACGGAACUUGUUUGGACCUUCUCAGUGCUUGAUUUCAUUAACGGUGUAUUUAUUAUUUCUUUAUGGUAUUGCUUGAUAUAUUUCUUUUGGUUUCGUUUUACUCUGGACUUGUUAUUGUUUGAGAGACCCAAGUGAAGUGAGAUUAUCGCAAGUGGUUUUGAUGAAUAUAUAAAAAAAAAAAACAAUUUGAGAUGAAAUAAUAUACAUAUUACGCCGCUCUUUUUUUCCGUUGGGAAAACUACCGGAUAUAAAACACAUAAUUAAAUAUAUGCAUAUUUAUCUACAUUGAUUGUUCAUCGUCCAGCACAUAACUUUAAGUGCAGCAAUAAUAAUGAAGUGUCCGGCAAUAAUCGGCUUUUGACGGUUGUUUCUCAAGUUAUUUUGCAAAUAGAAAGAAGGAAAGGUAGAAGGAAAAUUCUACUGUAGAACAAGAAUCGAUUCGAAAAAUGAAUUACAUCGCACAUUCUACUGAAAUAAAGCCCAUUCUUCGGCGUUCUUGAAAACUCACAUAUAAUGGUGAUGUAGGCUUGAGAAGUACCUUUGUUAUAUACAUAUAUAUCUUAUAUCACAAUCAAAACUAACAAAUAAAAAUUGCAGCAAAUACAAUCGAUAAGAUAAAUUACUGAAGAAAAGGAGUUGGAAGCCUAAGGUUGACCAUCAACCUCCCCCCCCUUUCAAUCCCAGCUCCCCCCCUCCCCCUCCACCUCACCCCCCCAAAAAAAAAAAAAAAAAAUCAUGCAGCUCAUUGGGAAAAAGUCUCCUCCCUCACCCUUUAUCCCAAGUCUUCCCUAAAGAAGGAAAAAAAUAAAAGGCCUUUGAACCAAAAUAAUACAAGAAAUAACGACCAGGCCGGCCCGAAAUAUGACGCCGCCGCCGCCCGCUGCCACUGCUCCGUCGUCAGCGCCUUCUGUCUCGUCUAACGGCCUGCUCGCUCUAUCUCUCGGCGACGCUCCUCCUCGCUGCUGUAGUUGUCGAGGGUUCCAACACUCCGGGCUUAGAAGAUGCUCCUUCUUCACCCAAGACACAGCAGGAUAUCUACGACGCAGCGCAAGACAUGUGGGCAAAGGCACUGGCACUGAACACGUUGGCACCCGAAUACCAGGGCCAGAACAACACAGAGGUUACCGCCCAGGUGGGAGGUGAAGCGACCUUUAGCUGCUAUACUUAUCACCUGUCUGACGAUAUGGUCACCUGGCUGAAGCGUGACGACGAUCAGCUGCUCACCGUUGGUCAGCAAGUGUACGUUGCCGAGAAACGAUUUUCCGCCGUCCACUCCGACCACACAGAGCAGGCUUGGGAGCUAUGGGUGAAGGACGUGCAGCUGGAGGACGCGGGCCAGUACGAGUGCCAGCUAACCACACACCCUCCAGUCUCGUUCUUCUUCACUCUCACCGUAACACAGGCCGAGGCGGUCAUCAGCGGUCCUGGCGUGGUCCACAUCGAGGAAGGGUCCCACUUGGCCUUCGAGUGCCACGUCCGCUAUGCCCCAGUCCCCCCCGUGUACAUCUUCUGGUAUCAUAACGGUACCAUGGUUAACUACGGUACUCAAAGGGCUUUACAGGUGGAGCACCACAACUAUACAAGCAGUCUUAAGGUGGCACGCGUAACAGCCUCAGAUGCCGGAACCUACACAUGUGAGCCCCACCUGGCCACGCCUGCUAAUGUCACUGUGCAUGUGGUGACAGGGAAAACUCCGGCCGCAAUGCAGCACGGCAGAAACCAGGAGGACGGGGUGAACGGGGCCGCCCACGCCCAACCCCGCCCUUGCGGCUUCUUCCUGACCUUCCGGGCCUGGGCGUGCGUGCUAGCCGCCCUCUGCGCCCUCCUGGCUGCCCCAGGAGGCGCCCUGCCCUCCGUGUAGAGCCUGCCCUCAGCGCCGGCGCCCUGCGAGGGACCUCCGUUCGCUCGCGUCAGAAAUGUGCGCGUAUACUGACGAGUUUCUCUGUGUGUACAGAUAGCUCUUGUACGGAUGUAUGUGCGUGAGUUGUGUGUGAUUGU
This is a messenger RNA of Penaeus chinensis, 2016 nucleotides long. RefSeq names its product netrin receptor DCC-like. Gene Ontology annotation, biological process: synapse organization. The transcript has 7 exons. Gene Ontology annotation, cellular component: neuron projection membrane. NCBI's taxonomy places the organism in Eukaryota, Metazoa, Arthropoda, Malacostraca, Decapoda, Penaeidae. The coding region runs from base 1073 to 1879 and encodes 268 amino acids. The record is from RefSeq and is a predicted model, not a curated record.